AUGUGUCUAAGAGGACCGCCUAUGGGCAGAUCGCAUCGCUUCCACCAGAAGAACACCACCAUGGGCGUCCUGAGUGAAGACGCCCGCACCUUCACGAAGCGCUCCAACAAGGGCAGACUUAGCAUCGUCUGCGAGAACAAGGUCCACUUCCACGGGACCGUGCGUUAUGCCGUGCAGUUCACCGACGGCGAGCUUUGCAGCGCAGAUGGAGUGGGCUUCAUCAUCUCCUCGGAUCUUCCUUGCACCAAGAACAUUCAAAAGAUCGUGUCGGUGUUUGCCAACAGAACCGGGCGAAUCUGCAUUCGGGUGCACGACGAGGUCGAACGUUGCCCGCAAAGGGUGAAAUGCUUGGAAGUGGGAGACUGGUUGGAGGUAUGCUCGGACCUCACCCAGCAGACCGUCAGCUUCACUGUUUGGCCCAAGGACGGCUCAGAACCAUCUUUUGCCACCGUCUCCUUCAAGGAGACUCUGGCGCAGGCUCGGGGACGCGUGAAUGGCCUGCCGCGCAGUGUCUGUGGCUACCUCGCCGUGGUCAUCAAGCACCUCGGCGUCUCCGUUGCGCUGGGCUCCUAA
Molecule: messenger RNA, 573 nt
Organism: Symbiodinium necroappetens
Lineage: Eukaryota; Dinophyceae; Suessiales; Symbiodiniaceae
Source: the annotation of a GenBank genome assembly